AACACUCUUAUCAUUACAGAGCAAAGAUCCUUCAGCCUACUCGGAGAGAGUGGGAUCUUUUUAACUUUGGCAAAAAUCCUGAAGGGCAAUCCACGAUGCGCAGUGAAAGCAGCCCAGGUGCUUUCAGAGAUAGCCAAGAAUGAGGAAAUGAAGAAACCAUGUAUUGAAGCAGAUUUGGUUCCAACUUUGAUACCUUUGCUGGAAAGUACAGACCAAGAAAUGUUGCUUCAUGCUGGGAGGGCUAUUGGCCGCAUCUGUUAUGAUAAUCGGGAACUUCAGGAAGAGCUGGUGAAGGCUGGAGUAAUCACACCACUAGUCCGAGUAUUAACCGAUUAUGCAGAGAGUGAACCACUUGUCCAUGUUGAUCUACUGGCCUUAUGCAAUCUUGCAGACCUUGAUACAGCCAAGGAAGCUCUAAGCAAGACAAAGGUUGCUGAACAGCUGGUAAAACAACUGAGAAGAGCAGAGAACCAUGAGAGGUUAGAAAUUAUCUUUGAGGUCCUGCAAGCACUUGCAGAAAAUGAUGCUCUAAAAGUGCAGUUGGUGGAGGCAGGUGUGCAAGAGGUGCUGUCCGAGAUCCUGAUGAGGCUCCAGGGUAGUUCACAAGCUGAAAAUACAUGUAUUGUGAAGGCUGCAUCAGAUCUCAUUGUCUCUCUGCUUCUUGGAGAUGGCAACUGUGUACGAAUGGUACAGCUGGGAGUCAUACAUCAGCUUCUGGAUCUUUUGGAGAAACAUGUAGAGAGUGAGGACAUCUCUGUUCAACAUGCUGCACUCAGUGCACUUCGAAACCUUGCUAUACCAGUUGUUAGCAAAGUUCAAAUGCUGGAAGAAGGUGUGGCAGAACGGAUUCACACACUUCUAAGGUCAGAGAUGCCUCCUGUGCAGUUUAAACUCCUUGAAACACUACGAAUGUUAGCAGAUGGUCAAGCUGAUGCGGCUGAAAUCUUGGGCCAAGACCCUAUGCUACUCAACAGACUUGUGCAGUGGUGCAGUACUAAUGACCAUACUGGUGUUCAUGGAGAAGCAAAUCGGCUGCUAGCAUCGAUCUUGCAUCACAACAGAUCCCAAGAAGUGGUCAAAGCCAUCCAGGAGGCACAAGGAGUGAAGCAUCUGAUUUCCAUGACAACAAGUGAACAUGCUGGCAUGCAGAAUGAGGCUCUGAAUGCCUUGGCAAUAGCAUCUGCAAUCAAUUUAGAAACCCUUGAAGAAUCUUUUAAGGAAUUACAGCUAGUUCAAAGCUUACACAAACUUCUACAAGAUGAUAAUACAAGUCCUGAGGUGAAAUAUAACUCAAUGGGUCUUCUGUGCAGUCUUCUUAAUUCAGGUGAUCUGAGGCAAGAAAUAGAAGAGGACAAGAUUAAAGAAACCCUGGAACAACUCUGCAGUCACAGCAAUGCAAAUGUAGUCAAAGAAGCUGUCACAACAUUACAAGUUUUGAGAGGAGAAACACCCCACUAG
Pezoporus flaviventris is the source of this 1458-nucleotide messenger RNA. Its product is annotated as rap1 GTPase-GDP dissociation stimulator 1-like. The coding region runs from base 148 to 1458 and encodes 436 amino acids. Lineage: Eukaryota; Metazoa; Chordata; Aves; Psittaciformes; Psittacidae. Gene Ontology annotation, biological process: positive regulation of GTPase activity. Gene Ontology annotation, molecular function: guanyl-nucleotide exchange factor activity; protein binding. The record is from RefSeq and is a predicted model, not a curated record. Gene Ontology annotation, cellular component: cytosol. The transcript is spliced from 11 exons.